CCACUGUCAAAAUCAUCAUUUCCAAGCAGUUUUUCUAACAAGACGGAUCAAACCAGAAAUUAAAGUUUUUUGUAAUAUCCUUUGUUUUAAAAAGAUAUUGUUUAAACUACACUUUAACAUGUCCGUGAUCCGUUUGUCGUUAUUUUGUGCCGCUUUCGGUCUCGUUAUCGCUGUGCCUAUGCAUCAAGAAACUACACCCGCUGAAUCUUCCCCAUCGCAGAUCGAAGAUUCAUUAUUAGGUUUUGGAAAAGUGUUAUGGUCAGUUGUUGAUGAUUGCUUCGGUGGAGUUUCAUCUGAAAGACCUACAGUUUGCUUAAAAAGCCGAGCUCUGAUUGCAUUAGAUCGGGCGCUUAGCAAGCCCACAGUUAACAUUAUGGAAGGCGUUGCUUUAACAGCUCGUACCGCAAAGUCUGUUGUUGAUAAUUCCAGCGAAAACAAUGAUCGUGUUAUACUUGAAUCUACCAAAGAUGUCGACCAAAAGGAUGCAUUACUUGAUGACAUGAUCGCUAACCGUGUAGACAAGUUGAUGGCCACCAGAACAAUCGUUUUGGAUGGACUUCUUGGACAAGAAGGCCGUAAGAAGAAAGACAAGGGUAUGCAACAAGCAAUGAUGAUGGCUGGUAUGAUGGCAGCUGCAAUCAUGGGACCAAUGGCUUUCAAAAUGGUUGCUUUGAUGGCAGGUAAAGCCCUCUUAAUCAGUAAAAUAGCCUUGGUAUUAUCUGGCAUCAUUGCUCUGAAAAAAUUGUUACAACCUCAACAAGGUGGUGAGUCUCAUGAAUCCGUAUCGCAUCACUAUGGCAGAAGUUUGGAAGUUGACUCUGCCGCAGCUCAAAAUAUGGCAUACUCAGCCCAAAAACAGUAAAAUUAAAAUGAAAGAAAAUCGUUAGCUUAUUUAAAUUUUAAUAUUUUAUUUAUUUAUUAACU
Molecule: messenger RNA, 924 nt
Organism: Daktulosphaira vitifoliae (grape phylloxera)
Lineage: Eukaryota; Metazoa; Arthropoda; Insecta; Hemiptera; Phylloxeridae
Exons: 2
Coding region: 119-862 (247 amino acids)
Source: RefSeq, a predicted model, not a curated record